UCAUUAUAGCUAUCCAAAAAUCUUUGAUUGAAAUACGAAACUAAACUUUUGUUUACGUUUAAAAAAAUGUUAAAGAAAUCUAAAAAUUCGAAAUUUCCACCUCAACCUUCUCCGCCAACAGUUGAACAAAUUUUGAAAGAUAUGGAAACCUUUCAUGUAGAUUUGAGUGCCGAGACUUUAAAAGGACAAUCGCCCAGUAAUGAUGCGCAGCACCAGGAUUGGUGGAAUCGCUUCGAAAAAGCUGUCGCUGAUCACAAAGACUUGGUAACGCUUAAUCGUGAAAUUCGGAAUUAUCAACUUAAGUUAGAAUCUGCAAAAAUAGAGCUGGAAACUGAAGCUCAGUUGCUUAAGAAUGCUAUUCAGGAACAAAAAGAUAAAAUUGACGAAGUUUUGUUAAAAGGAAGUAGUUGAAAUUAUAAACCAAAUAAAGAAACAUUAAUUAGAGCGUCAUAAAAUUUUUUUUUGUAUAAUUUCUAUAUUGUGUAUCUCACAUUUAUGUAUAUAUCGAGUAUGAAAGAGUAAAAAAACGAUAAUCUGUACAAAAGUAGUAAAAUAAAGUUGCAUAUUUGAAUUCAGCAA
Bactrocera latifrons is the source of this 579-nucleotide messenger RNA. RefSeq lists its product as uncharacterized. NCBI's taxonomy places the organism in Eukaryota, Metazoa, Arthropoda, Insecta, Diptera, Tephritidae. The coding region runs from base 67 to 411 and encodes 114 amino acids. The record is from RefSeq and is a predicted model, not a curated record. The transcript has a single exon.